CUCCUAUUGGUUGCUCAGACUGCAGGGGGGCGGGGCUUUGCUUGUGGGUUAUUUUCACCCUUUUUGUUCGUGCACGAGGAUACCGGCCUCUUCAUCAUCAUCAUCACUAUCACCUUCCAUAUCACCAUCCCCAUCAUCCCCAUUCCCAUCAUCAUCCCCAUCAUCAUCAUCAUCAUGAUCAUCCCCAUCAUCAUCAUCAUCAUCAUCAUCAGCAUCUGCUUCUCUCCUUCAGUGCGGUUCGGUCUACGUGUGUGAGUGUGUGUGUGUGUGUGUGUGUGUGUGUGUGUGUGUGUGUGUGUCUGUGUGCCCCGCGCGCCUCCUUGGCCCCGCCCCACCGCUAUUGUUGGCUCUGCACAGGCAGCAACCUUCACACGCGCACACGCGCGCACGCUCACCGUGCUCGCUGCACCGCGAGAUGAGCUCGAGCUGGACGCAGGAUUUUAUUCCUCCUCAUCAUCACCUUUAAUCUCUCACGCGCACGGACAAAGAAGACACCGGACACUGAGAGAGAGACAGACAGAGAGGGGGAGAGAAAGGCGCGCGCGCUCCGGUUGGGCGUAGCAUGACCGUGGUUCGAUACAGAGCGUGCAGGUUUGCGCGGUGGAGAAUGUGAGCGCUCGUGAGCGAGCGAUGGACGCUCGUGAGCGCGUCUCCGCCCUGUCCGCGCGUCCGAGAGCGACAGACAGACCGACGGAUCGGCUCUCGCGCUAGACUGACAGACUGACCAGGAGUGGCCAGAGCGAUGAUGGAGCGGUGCGUUCCCGCGCUCUCGGUGUGCGUGAGCGCGCUCUCCCUGCUCCUCCUCCUCCUCGCGCUCUGCUCCGACCACUGGUACGAGACGGACACGCGCAGGCACAAGCGGAACUGUGACCGGAAGGGCUCGGACUCCAACGACCAGAAGAACCGCGACAUGCCCAUCUACCACCUGCCGCUGGUGGAGGGGGGCCCGCGUCGCGGGGGGGCGCUCGCGAGGCCCAUCCACGUGGGCAGCCCCGAGGAGGAGCUGCUGGAGAACUGGAGGGCCAUCGCUGGACUGGGCAUCCUGGAGACCGAGUGCGGAAGACCGCUGUUCCCCACGCACUCCGGCCUGUGGAGGAAGUGCUACUUCCGGGGGAGGGACCGCGACAUAGACACACUCAUCAGCAAAGGUAUUGCAGACCGCUGCACUUCUGUCAAAUACCAUUUCUCUCAGCCCAUCCGGCUCCGGAACAUUCCGCUCAACCUCACCCGGACCAUCCAGCAGGACGAGUGGCACCUCUUACAUCUGCGGCGGAUCACAGCCGGGUUCCUGGGCAUGGCUGCUGCGGUGCUGCUGUGUGGAUCCAUCGUAGCUGCAGUCGGAUUCUUCUGGGAGGAAAGUCUGACCCAACAUGUGUCCGGCCUGCUGUUCCUAAUGGCAGGAAUCUUCUGUACGAUCUCUCUGUGCACGUUUGCCGCCAGCGUGUCGUACGAUCUGUCCCGGAACCCUCCCUUCAUUUACGGUCUGCCGGCGGACGUGGAUCACGGCUACGGCUGGUCCAUCUACAGCGCGUGGGUCAGUCUGGGGCUCACCGUGGCGUCCGGCUGCUUCUGCACCACCUACCCUUUCCUGAGCCGCGGCAAAGCUCUGCGCUCCAAAACCGCCCGUGAGUCAGCCGUCUGAGAGAGAGCGCCCCCCGCAGGACCGGAGGAGUUACGGCCUCAGCGCAGCUCCGGGCGCCUCGCUGGACCUUACUGUCUCCUCUCUAAAAGACUCACUUGAGUGUGGAAGUGUAUGAGCGCCCUCAUCUCACACACACACACACACACACACACACACACACACACACACACACAC
Molecule: messenger RNA, 1816 nt
Organism: Pygocentrus nattereri (red-bellied piranha)
Lineage: Eukaryota; Metazoa; Chordata; Actinopteri; Characiformes; Serrasalmidae
Gene: tmem178
Product: transmembrane protein 178
Exons: 4
Coding region: 743-1642 (299 amino acids)
Biological process (GO): negative regulation of osteoclast differentiation; regulation of cytosolic calcium ion concentration
Cellular component (GO): endoplasmic reticulum membrane
Source: RefSeq, a predicted model, not a curated record